UUUUGAACGUAGCCUACACAAGGAAAAUAGCUGUUCGCUGGGGGGAGGGUAGUCCUGAAACAGCUGGCUUGUUUUAAAACGCUGGUAUAUAGAGGUACAGACGUACGAGACCGCACAGCGCUGCAAAACACACAUCCAUUGAAAAGGAGAAAGGAGGUGAAGGAGAGGCGGCGACAAAUCAGAUCUUACCUUGGAUGUGGCUUGGAACCGAAGUUUUUACAGUUGCAUACUUUUUCAGCAGGGGAAGAACAAUCACCGUUUUGUGCUGCCUGCGAAACUUGAAAGAAAGAAAAAACAAACAUAUUUACCGAAUACUACCAGUCAGCAAAACUUAGUGGUCGCGGCAAGCAAGAAGAGGAAUUGAGUUUUUCGAAGAAGGCAAGCACAAGGAAAGAAAGGAAGAAACGCCCUCCGCAACUCCGCCACACUUGUGUAUAUCCCGAUCUGCAUAUGUGGGAGGAAGGAAUCCAGGUGAUGGGCUUACCUGGCUUCGGAAUUAAAUGUUAAUAGAGGCGGACGUGGUGGCGGCGAGGGAGACGGAGGAAGCCGACUUUUGGUUUUGUUUUUGGUGGCGAGACUUUUCUGAAGAUGUCCCUUUGGGUGAUAUUACCUGUCAGUCUGCCAGUCUUUACGAUCACUGGAAUAUGGGUCGUAUAUGCCAUGGCCUUGUACAACAUGCACGUUUGUCCUGUGGAUAACUGGGUUUAUAAUGAGUCCUGUGAGGAGAAGCUGUCUCUACAGGGAGGUCCGGUGCUGUGCUGCACGCUGGACAACGUGCCUCUUAUCAGUAAGUGUGGUACCCUGCCCCCAGAGAGCUGCUUCUUCAGUCUGAUCUGCAGCACGGGCUCCUUCAUGGUGAUGGUGAUCGGCCUGCUGCGGUACGGCCUUGUCGUUGAGAAGUACCAGAACUGUGUGCUGAACACGGCCGGGCUCUCCACUGGCUGGAUCUGUGCUGCAGGCCUCAUCAUGGUGGGAAACUUCCAGGUGGACUACGCCAAGAUCCUGCACUAUGUGGGCGCAGGGGUGGCAUUCCCCACCAGCAUGCUGUUCGUGUGCCUGCAGUCUGCGCUCACCUACCGCCUGGCCAAGACGCAGGGCGAGUACUGCGUGGGUCACCUGCGGCUGGCCAUGACACUGCUGGCCUUCGUCUCCCUGGUGCUCAGUGGCGUCUUCUUUGCCCAGGAGAGCUUUGUGCUGCAGCACGCCUCGGCCAUCUUCGAGUGGGUCUUCUGCAUCAUCAUCAUGCUCUUCUAUGGGACCUUUGCCUUCGAGUUUGGGGGCGUGUCCUGCGAAACGCUGAUGGUGCUGGCCAGGGGCGCGGGGGCCCAACGGGGCCUGUCCCGUGGCGGCAGCGGGCACAAGGCGGAGGCAAUAGGGGGUCCCGUACACCUCCAACACACACCUGAGGGCAUAGCCAUGCUGUAGGGGACCUCAAAGGGGCCACAGAUUGCCUCAGCAAUCACUCACGGGCCCAGAUUGGGCAUUAGCAGAGUAUUCCAAGGUAGGAAAACGGGAACCCAUUGUGGCCCCCUGCCAAAGCUACAGAGGACCCCCACACAUCUGGAGGAUGCCCUGCCUCAUUUUUGCACAAUGAUAAGACACUAAAGGCCCCCUCCAACACUGCCCCCCUCCCCCCACCCCCACCCACCCACCGAAAGGGGUUCCAAAACUGUACACCCCUAUGUGGUGAAUAUUAGACCAAAUACUUCACAGAUGUUGAUGUCAUCAGUGUGCUGCCAGUGCUCACAGACAAGGAGGGUUCUGGGAAUCACCGUAGCCGUGAGAGCAUUUGUGACCCGAAGCCUUACAUCACUCUGGCAGUUCAAACACAGUACUGCACAUGUGCACGUGACUCACACACGAGGAUGCAAACAGGAGUAAGGGAAUUGUUACACUGUAUAAAUUGUUGAAAGACAUGUUAUGAAAAUCUCAAGUGCCUACCUUCCCUGCUGCCUUUAGUAUUUAAUUGUUUGCCCAAUCAAAGAGUGGUGAUGUCAUCCUAAUCAAUGCACCAACGAUGGACCAAAAUAACACAUGCAUGCAUUGUGUGAAGCGCAAAAUUCUAAAUCGAUCAAAUGCUAGUCAAUUGUAAUGGCUUACAAUUGCUCUGUUGCAUUUGUCAAAAGAAAAAUAGCUGUAAAUCAUUUACACAUUACCCAUGCAUUUUUGUUGAUAUCUUACUUUAUAAAUUAAGUAUUUUCUGCUACAUAGUGACAUAUUGAUCUUUAAAUGCUCAGUGGUAGCAGUGUUGGGGAAAAAACAGCUUAGGCUGGAUAUCAGCCAUUGAACAGCUGAUUACCAAAGGCAGUGGAGACUCAGUCUUUCUAGAAUGGUCUGUUUUUCUAUCAGUGGAGAAACUUACCAGGGGCUCUCAAGUGCUUAAACCAAAUCAUCAGAGAGAGGAAAGAAUGCAAACUCAACACCACUUUAUAUGGACAUCCUAGCCACACAUUUUUCAUCAGGGUUCUAAUAAAAUGCUCUCUUUACAGAAGUAUUAAUUCCUUUGUAGAUUUUCACACAUAGAAAUAUUUUUAUUUUGAGAUAUAUCCAAGAGACAUUCGUUUAUAUUUCCCGUGGGCAUUAAUACAGUAUGGGAAGGUGCACCCCUUGCUGUGGGUGCAUUUCUGUUUUCUUCUUCUACAUUUUAAAGUUAUUUGAAAAGAGGUUUUCUUGCUGUUUUCAAGAGAAACCAAAGGGAAAUGUAUGCUUAUAAUGUUUUACUACAGAUGUUAUUUUUUCCAUUUGCUGCAACAUUAUUUUUGUAAUUUAUCCAUUGUACACGUUAUGUCCUCACAGAUAUGAUUGGCCUUUUAAUCAGCUUCUCUGUCAAUAAGACAACCAAAUAAUCUAUGCAAAGAAAGCUGCAUUUAACACUUUUCUUUUGUAAAACAAACAAAGAAGCAAAAAAUGCAAUUACAAGGUUUACAGAAAGAUGGUAUUGCACAGUGGGACGUAACUGAAUUUGUGUUCACAAUUUUGCUUGCCUCAUUAAAAGAUUACCCUGCAUUUUGUGUUCUUGAAAAUGACAGUGUUAAACAAUUUGAUCAGUCAGCCCCAAGAAAAUGCAAAACUAUAAUUUCCCCACUCAGUCUGGUAAUUAAACCCUAUUACUUUAUCUCCCACCUCUGUAUUAUGAAUGAAAAAAUGCACAACAGUUCUCAAAGCCUGCCACACAGACAAGUGGAGACUUUUGUUCAAGGGCCCAAUUUUCUUUUCUCUCAAAGUGUAAUUGCAGCAGAACUGUCUUUACUUCAUAAUUGUACGCCCCCAAAA
Molecule: messenger RNA, 3273 nt
Organism: Anguilla rostrata (American eel)
Lineage: Eukaryota; Metazoa; Chordata; Actinopteri; Anguilliformes; Anguillidae
Product: transmembrane protein 150A-like
Exons: 8
Coding region: 589-1425 (278 amino acids)
Source: RefSeq, a predicted model, not a curated record